This is a messenger RNA of Daphnia pulex (common water flea), 738 nucleotides long. Its product is annotated as prokineticin-2-like. Bases 47 to 607 code for a protein of 186 amino acids. NCBI's taxonomy places the organism in Eukaryota, Metazoa, Arthropoda, Branchiopoda, Diplostraca, Daphniidae. The transcript has 2 exons. The record is from RefSeq and is a predicted model, not a curated record.
AAGUUGGCAGUGAUGAUGAAACCGGAAGGCGAUCAAGACGUAUACCAUGUUCUUUAAACUUCAAAACUUGUACUAUUGUGCUGCUCUACUACUAAUUCAGUUGACAUUAGUCACCCAGCAGUUGGUUCCUUACAGCGGAGCUACUCGUUUUGUUCCUAAUUGGUGGACUGCAGCAAGACGUCAGCAUUCAACCAAAACAUUAAAGCCUCUUAUCUUUUGUCCAGUUCAUCAAGCGGCAGGCGGAGAGUGUCGCAAUUCCGAGGAUUGCUCUGCAGACGAGUGCUGCGUCCGCUCUACGGGGUCCCGUCUGCACCGGUUCUGUUUGCCGUUGCGUCAGACGGGCGAAGCUUGUCGACUCACUCAAAAUCUUGUUGAUCCAUCACAUGAACAACAUCACGUCUAUUUGAACCUCUGUCCCUGCACCAACGGCCUGGUCUGCCGUGAAAUUCACGGCGGAUGGGUUGAUGCCGAAUGCGUUGCAUCACGCAAUCCGGCUGACCUACUUCGCCACUCUUUCCUCCAAGCCAUUUUGAACGCUAUGAAACAGCGCCGACAGCAGUCGAAUAGUCGGCGCAACCGAAUUCCCGUCAAUUCGUUUUCAAAUUAAGGUUUAUUUUCUUUUUUGAUACGGCGCGUUGACCUUUUCACCGAUUCCGGGUGUUGCAAUACAAGGAAUGUCCGUUUCCCCCCCCCCUAUCUCACGAUAAGUCUAAUAUGUAAUAUAACGGAAAUAACCAC